UUUGGAUCUGGGGCCUCUCUUUCUCUCUCUCUCGUCCCCAAUCGCGAUCCGCCCAAACCCUAAUCCCAGAUUCUUUGCCGUUCCCUCCCUUCCUCUCUGCGCGGGAGAUUGACAAGGAUCAAAAACCCUAGCCGCAGUUUUGUUGCGAUUUAGAUCGAGCUAGGGUUUUGAGAAAUUAGGUUUUCUCAGAGAUCCGAAACUAGAUUUUGGGGCUUUUCGAGUUUGAAAGCUUGCGAGAAAUGUCUCGGUGUUUUCCUUACCCUCCUCCCGGGUAUGUGAAGAAGGGGAUCUGCGAUGAGGCUUUGAUCGAACCGAUUAAGCUCCAAGGAGAAGCUGAGAAGGCCAAGAAAGAAAAGAAGAGAGAGAAAAAACGAGAGAAGAAAGAAAAGAAGGCUAGAGAAAAUGGGGAGGUUGAAGACAAGAAGCACCAUCACAAAAAAGGGAACAAAGAUGAAAGGCAGCAAGAAGAUGAGAAAGUCAGGGAACAUGGCAAGAAGGGAGAACGUGAAGAAGCUGAAAUUCUGGACAUGAGUACCCUAACGGAAGAGCAUCCAGUUGGUUCCCAGAAUUCUUCUGACAGUACCCUUAACAGCAAUAACAGCAACAAAAGGCAGAAGCAGAACUUGUCUCCUGAGUGCAGGCAAAAUACCGGGAGCAUUCUUCGUAUCCGGUUGCCUCUCCAAAGGCACAAAGAUCAAGAAGUGCUACUGAGAGAGGAAUUGCCUUCCCGGUUGCCUCCCCACAGGAACAAUGCUCCAGAGGAACAGCUUUUUCGGUUGCCUCUCCAAAGGACCAAUGCUCCAGAAGUUUCUCCCAGAGAGAAACUGCCUAGCUGGUUGCCUCUUCAAAGAAACAAAGAUUCAGCAUCUUUACCCAAAGAGGAACAGCCUUGCAGGUUACCUCUACAAAGGAACAAACAUCUGGAAGUGUUACCCAAAGAGGAACAACCCUGCAGGUUGCCUCUACAAAGGAACAAACAUCUGGAAGUGUUACCCAAAGAGGAACAACCCUGCAGGUUGCCUCUACAAAGGAACAAACAUCUGGAGGUAUUGCCCAAAGAGGAACAACCCUGCAGGUUGCCUCUUAAGACACAGAAAGAACCACCUGUGCUAACUCGAGAGAAACAGCCUUCUCUUAAAAGGCAAAAGGGUCAAGAUGUUCUACCCAAAGAGAAAAAGACUUGCCUGGUGUCUCUCCAAAGGACCAAGGAUUCAGAAGUAUUACCCAGGGAGAAACAACAGCCUAGCCAGCUGCCUCUCCAAGCGAACAAAGAUCGAAAAAUAGUACCCAGGGAGAAACAGCUUAGCCAGUUGCCUCUCCAAAGGAACAAGGAUCCAGCAGUGCUAUCUAGAGAGGAACAGCCCAGCCAGUUGCUUCUCCAAAAGCAGAAAGUUCCACAAGUGCUGCUCAGAGAAGAACAGCCGUGUUCCGUCUCUGGAAGGAUUGCUGAUGCCUCUGUUCAUGGUAGGUGUGAACCUGCUCCUGUACUUGGAAGGGAUGAGGGAGAAAAACCCUGUUCUACUUCUGGAAUUGAGGGCAAAGAAAACCGAAAAAGCAAGCGAAGAGCAUCACAAUACAUAGAGCUAUUUGAGAAAUGGGUUGAGCCUCCUCUUUUAUUAAGUUUACCACCCACAGAUAUUGAUGAUGAUCAGGGAUGGUUGCUUAAGACGAAUAAGAACCCAAACCGUGGGGUUGAGAAAUGUGUUGCUGCCAGUGACAGCUUGAGCUGUGGAGACUCGGUGUCUUGGCCAUGUGCUCGCCUCUUGCCUGAGGUUGAUGUAUAUGCUUUGCCAUAUACCGUACCAUUUUAAACUUCUGUUGGAAAUUUGAAGAGACAAGUGAGGAGCUGAGAGCUGCCGGUGACCUUUGUGCUUCAUAUAUUCUUUAUCUUUGGGAGUGUGGAGAGGUUGUUACAGCUCUUGUGCUGUUUUAAGGCCUUCAACGCCCGGAGCAAACUCUUGGUUGGGUUGGAAAAAUAGCAACUGUAGAGCUUUUUGAGGAAUGAAAGUUUCUUGUGGAGUAGAUGAAAUUUAUUGAUGUAUUGACAACAUUUUCGAUUCUUUUAUCAGAUACAAUAUCACUCAGUUUUGUCCUUUGCCUA
Molecule: messenger RNA, 2101 nt
Organism: Rosa chinensis
Lineage: Eukaryota; Viridiplantae; Streptophyta; Magnoliopsida; Rosales; Rosaceae
Product: involucrin
Exons: 3
Coding region: 240-1811 (523 amino acids)
Source: RefSeq, a predicted model, not a curated record